AUGGCCAACUCCCUAAGUACCUUUCAGCGGUACAUCAACUGGACGUUAAGAGAGUACCUCGACGAUUUCUGCUCAGCCUACCUCGACGACGUGCUGAUCUACACCGACGGCCUACAUGUAGACAUUAAGAAGUGCGAGUUCGAAGUGACAACAACUAAGUACCUCGGUUUUAUCAUCGAAGCAGGGAAAGGUAUUAGAAUGGACCCUGACAAGGUUAAGGCUAUUAAGGAGUGGGAGGCACCUAAGACAGUAAAAGGCGGACUAGAAGAACAAGGAGCUUUCGACAAGCUCAAGGAGGUCUUUAUCACCGAGCUGAACCUAGCGACUUUCGACUCUGAGCGCGAUACAGUUCUAGAAUGCGAUUCUUCUGGGUACGCAGUAGGAGGAGUACUCUCUCAGUACGACGAUGAAGGUGUACUACGUCCUUGCGCAUACUUUUCGAAGAAGAACAACGCUUACGAGUGCAACUACGAGAUCCACGACAAGGAACUGCUAGCUGUCGUCCGUUGUCUCGAGGAAUGGGACGCCGAACUGCGUUUAGUCAAGAGUUUCAAGCCAACGCCCCAGUGCUACGAAGAAGUUAGUGAGGAGCAAGAGGAAUCGCCUAGCAGCUGGGUAAUGUUAGCGAAAAUACGCGUAGGGAGGGUAGGCACACCCCCUAGUCCGACUGAAGAGCAGUCGGAGCAACGAGACUCGAGCGUGGGCGACGAGGUACCUGAGCAACCGACGGAACUGGAAGAUCUAGUUAGCCAGGAAGAGGACCUUGCCCAAGCAAGUGAAUUGGAGAAGCUGUGGCUGGAGGCCUUGAAGGGAGAUCGGCAGUAUAAGGACGCCACACAAGCUGUACUAGACCAGGAACGGAGGUUCCCACCCAGCUUAGGCGUGAAAUGCUCGAUCAUAGAGUGCUUAGUCAACGACCAAGGACAGUUGCUAUAUCGAGGCAGGAAAGGGACUCAGUUUGUCAGCGUACUGUGGGAACGUCUUUGCGAGAUCCUAAAGAUCAAUCGGCGGUUGUCAACAGCCUUCCACCCGCAGACAGAUGGCGCGACGGAACGAAUGAACAGCGUAUGGGAAGCGUACAUUCGAGCGUUUAUUAGCUGGUCGCAAGACGACUGGGCAUUGUAUUGCCCUAUGGCCCAGAUCGCUAUCAAUGGGAGGGACGCGACGUCGACAGGAGUAGCCCCGUUCUUCUUACAACACGGCUACAACGUUGACCCACUGCAAUUGGGAACACCGCUCGGCGCUGACAGGAAGAAGUACACAGCCGAAGAACGUUCAGACCGCGAGAAGGCAGAAGCAAUCGUAGCCAAGUUCAGAGAUGUGUUCGACCUAGUACAGGCCAGCAUGGCUGAAGCCCAGGCUGAGCAAGAAAGACAAGCGAAUAGGCACCGCAAGGAGGCAAGGAGCUACAAGGUUGGCGAUAAAGUCUAG
Molecule: messenger RNA, 1431 nt
Organism: Alternaria arborescens
Lineage: Eukaryota; Fungi; Ascomycota; Dothideomycetes; Pleosporales; Pleosporaceae
Exons: 5
Coding region: 1-1431 (476 amino acids)
Biological process (GO): DNA integration
Molecular function (GO): nucleic acid binding
Source: RefSeq, a predicted model, not a curated record